Messenger RNA from Sardina pilchardus (European sardine), 960 nucleotides. RefSeq names its product delta-type opioid receptor. Gene Ontology annotation, cellular component: plasma membrane; neuron projection. The transcript has 4 exons. The record is from RefSeq and is a predicted model, not a curated record. Gene Ontology annotation, biological process: neuropeptide signaling pathway; sensory perception of pain. Bases 16 to 960 code for a protein of 314 amino acids. NCBI's taxonomy places the organism in Eukaryota, Metazoa, Chordata, Actinopteri, Clupeiformes, Clupeidae. Gene Ontology annotation, molecular function: nociceptin receptor activity; neuropeptide binding.
GGCAAUAGUUUGGUGAUGUACGUGAUAAUCAGGUACACCAAAAUGAACAGCGCCACGUACAUCUAUAUCUUCAACCUGGCCUUGGCAGACUUCCUGGUGCUGGCAACUCUUCCAUUCCAGGGAACCGAUGUCCUGCUGGACUUUUGGCCCUUUGGGCUGAGUCUCUGCAAGAUAGUGGUCAGCAUCGACUACUACAACAUGUUCACCAGCGUCUUCACACUGACCGUGAUGAGCGUGGACCGAUACGUCGCCGUGUGCCACCCUGUGCGGUCACUCGCCGUGCGCACCACCUCAAAGGCCAAAGUGGUCAACGUAGGAGUGUGGGCACUCGCCUCUGCCAUAGGAGUGCCAGUUAUGGUGAUGGGGCAGCUGGAAGUGGAACCCAAUGGCGAACGUAUUGAGUGCAUGGUGGUCCUGCCCAGACCUCACCGGUACUGGUCGCCCGUCUUCGGCACGUGUGUGUUCCUCUUCUCGUUCAUCGUGCCCGUGGCCAUCAUUAGCGUGUGCUACGGGCUGAUGGUGCGGCGUCUGCACAGCGUGCGGCUUCUGUCCGGCUCCCGGGAGAAGGACCGCUACCUGCGCCGGAUCACGCGCAUGGUCCUGGCCGUGGUGCUGGCCUUCGUGGUGUGCUGGGCGCCGGUGCAAGUGCUAGCCUUGGUCCAGGCGCUGGGCAGUGUAGACCUGGGCAGCAGCGAGGCCCGCAUGGUGGCGAUGCACUUCUGCAUCGCGCUAGGCUACGCUAACAGCAGCCUCAACCCCCUGCUCUACGCCUUCCUGGACGAAAACUUCAAGCGUUGCUUCCGCGCUUCCUGCCCGCACCGCGGCCUCGGGGGUGGCGGCAUGGACGGGCCGGGGAGGAAGUCGUCGAGGAGGAGCAAGUGGUUCGGCGGGGAGGAGCGCGAAAACGGCAUUGCGCAUGGAGAGAUGGAAAUGGCAGAGGGAAAUCAUAGACAGCAGUGA